This is a messenger RNA of Diuraphis noxia (Russian wheat aphid), 591 nucleotides long. RefSeq lists its product as uncharacterized. The record is from RefSeq and is a predicted model, not a curated record. NCBI's taxonomy places the organism in Eukaryota, Metazoa, Arthropoda, Insecta, Hemiptera, Aphididae.
AUGGCCGUAGCUGAUGCUAAUUAUCGCUUUGUAUAUGUCGACAUCGGGAGUUAUGGAAAAGAUUGUGACUCGUCUGUAUUCAAAAGGUCAUCAUUAUGGACAUCAGUUAUAAAUAAUAAGCUAGAAAUACCUAUUGAAACAAAUGUAACCGGAAUAGAAAAUCACAAGUUACCUUAUUUCUUCGUUGGAGAUGAGGCAUUUGCGCUCCACAAACAUUUACUUCGCYCUUUUGGUGGAUCGCAACUUACAGAGAAAAAAAGGAUUUUUAAUUAUCGCCUARGUAGGGCUCGGAGAUAUGYAGAGUGUACUUUCGGAAUUUUGAGCAACAAGUGGAGGAUAUUUCAMAGACCAAUUAACUUGGAACCYGACUUUGCAGUUAUAAUUGUCAAAGCUUGUGUCAUUCUUCAUAAUUUUGUUCGAGACAGGGACGGAUAUCAAGUUGAGGACACAGAAGUAAUAAUAGGUCUUGAUGAAUUACAAAGAGAACAGGAGACACGAGGAGGAUUAGCAGCUAAUAAUGUCCGCAAUGUGUUAUGUGAUUAUUUUACAUCAAAUGCAGGGGCUUUGAAAUGGCAAAUGUUAAAAAUAUAG